Notolabrus celidotus (New Zealand spotty) is the source of this 1487-nucleotide messenger RNA. RefSeq lists its product as uncharacterized. Gene Ontology annotation, molecular function: complement component C1q complex binding. Gene Ontology annotation, biological process: innate immune response. The coding region runs from base 524 to 1300 and encodes 258 amino acids. The record is from RefSeq and is a predicted model, not a curated record. Lineage: Eukaryota; Metazoa; Chordata; Actinopteri; Labriformes; Labridae. The transcript has 4 exons.
UUUUCUGAGAAAGCAACAAGUUGGAGGCUAAACUGCAUGUCAUGUGCUGUCCUCCAGUGAAGAAGGGUGAUUAUCAGAUGAUUUGAAAAAUCAAAUCAGGACAAAAAGGUUAAAAAUGGUAAUGGCAGGAACAGUUGAUGACGCAGAGCUCUGAAGGAUGCUGCCCAUGAAGUUGGACGCCGCUCGUGUGUGACUGAAAAUAAAUGGCUUUCUUGUCACCCUGGCUUUCCCCGUGCCCCUAUAACUCUCUCCCUAUAAUGCCCCAAUUUCCCACUCUGUUUGACUUUUGACACAUUACCUCCACUGAAGCAUUACUCACCCAACUUCCACAGCACCCCCACCUCUGUCCCACCCUCCUUGACUUCCCUCCUUCUUCCAUCCUUAUAAACUCUGCACCCUCAGUGGUUGGCUCAGUGUGAGGAGCUUUGCAUACACAGUACAGAAAGAAGGAAAGAUCAGCUGGAAAACUGUAAUGCAAACACUUCUGAUAUUUUGAAAGGCAGUAUAUAUUCAAAGCGACAUCAUGCACGCAUCCAGGAUCAGGACUGUGCUUUGUGUGCUUGGCUUUGUGUGUGCAUCCCUGUGCAUGAAUGAAGUUGAGUAUGAAGGAAACUACGCAGACACCUAUGACAACGAGAUCUCUCAGGACCAGCAGGAGGUAGAAACUUCAACCCCACCAUGCCAGGCUGCAGAUUUCUCCCGCUGGGACAAACUUUUCAUCGCUCUGGAGGACUCCCACAUGAGGCAGAACAUGCUCCUUGAGUCUUUAGGACAAUGCUGUGGAGGUAUGCACUCUCUCAGGACCCAGGUGGACAAGCUGACUAAGGGAACAUGCCAGCAGUGUAUACCCAGCCUAGAGUCAGCAUGCAGGAUGCAAGCAGAGCAAACAAGUGUCAGGCAACAAAAAGGCUUGCUGGAGCUGAAGGAGGAGGAAGCCCAGAGGGAGAGGAGGCUAAACACUACUUUACAGCAGCUUCUGCAAAGUAGCCAUGAGGGGAGCGCCCGCCUGAAGCGUCUGGAGGAAGCUGGCAGCCUUAGAGCGGUGCCACCGGGAGCAGGGGAUGGCAGGGUGGGACAUCAACCCACGCAGAGACCUGGAGGUUUAGGUGCAGCAAUUGGUUUGGGUAUGAAGCCAUUCUCAUCUGGCCUCAAGGAGCAGGAAGUGACUUCACCACUUGACAUUAGCGAAGUAGAAAAGGCCCUGGUUACUAUAGCAACAGAGCUACAGAGGGUUCACCUGCAGCUGAGCAGAGUGAUUGAACAGGCUGGGACAUUGAGGAAGAACAGAGGAGACACAUGAGGGAAGAGAGGAAAGGGUCGACAGGGGUCCCUCCGGUGAUGGUGAUUUUGCACACUUGUUUUUAAUGUCAGUUUUAAAGGCUUUUUUGUUAACUUGUUUGUCUGUUUAUGUCUGGUGACAAUGAAUUUGGAUGUUCCAUAAACGUUGUGGUUUUACUAUAAUAAAUAAACUUAUUAAAACAACUCAA